Molecule: messenger RNA, 1458 nt
Organism: Phycomyces blakesleeanus NRRL 1555(-)
Lineage: Eukaryota; Fungi; Mucoromycota; Mucoromycetes; Mucorales; Phycomycetaceae
Exons: 10
Coding region: 1-1458 (485 amino acids)
Molecular function (GO): protein binding
Source: RefSeq, a predicted model, not a curated record
AUGACAAAGGAUUCAAAAGAUGUUUGGGCUGAAAUGAAGAAAUGGCAGGAUGAAUUCUCUGCGAAAGACUCAUUACUCUCUAAAAUAAAGCCUAUUAAUGACCAGGUUCUUCCAAAUAUUCGCAAACCAACCGUUAUCACUCUGGAUGGUACAAAACCAGCUGGAAUCCAGUCUUUUAUGAGCAACCGAAAGGGUAAACAAGUGGAGAAUAAACCAACAGCCGUACCUUUGAAAAAAUCCGACACUCCAAAAUUAUCGCGUACAGACAAGGCUUUGGCUGAGAAGGAAAAGGGCAACGCAUUUUUCCGGGCAGGAGACAAUAAAAAUGCAGCACUCCAUUAUGGAAAUGCUAUCGAUUUGGAUCCUACAACCGCUGUUUAUUUUGUGAACCGAGCCAUGGCUUAUUUAAAGCUAAAAAAUUAUCUUGAGGCAGAGAAAGACUGUAGUCGUGGCCUUCAAUUACAGCCUUGCAACGUUAAAGCUCUUUGGAGAAGAGGUACUGCCUUGCGUGAACUUGGUCGAUUUGAAGAAGCGAGAAAAGAUCUUGAACUUGCCUUGGAGUUGGAGCCUGGAAGCAAAGCAAUUGUUGAAGAAUUGGCAAAAAUACCAAUCAAAAAGAAGCCAUCAACCCCACCAGUGGCAAACCCGGCUAUUAAGAUUCCUGCUUCUGCUUCUGCUCCUGCUACUUCACCAGUUCCAAAAACAGUUGAUCGAAGACGUCUUCCCAUCAAAGUUGUAGACGAAUACUAUUCCAAUUCGGACAAAAUCCAACCACUGGCCGAAAAAGCACCUAGCCCUAAACCUAAAUUACCAACUGUCUCAGUAAAGCCUGCUGAUAAUCUGAACAAACCCUCAGUUGCUGCACCCGUAGAAAAGCCUUCCGCUCUGAAACAAUCAACCAGCAGGAUUUCUGUCGUAGAAUCUUCCCAAGAACACACUUUAAAUCCAUCAGCAAAUAUCGCAACCAGUCCUGCCUCAAAUACUGAUUCAGCUCCAGCUACUGCUACUACUACUACUGCUGCUGCUGCUGCUGCUGCUGCUGUACCUCACGGAUUUCCUACAAAUGCUCCACCUGUAAAGCUGGUUUGUCCCCGUACAAACUUUGAAUUCGAAAGAGACUGGAAGACAUGUAAACAUCGUGGUGAUGAUAUGCUAUACAAUUAUUUGCAAUGUAUUCCACCAUCUUCGUAUGCAACUCUUUUCAAGUCUUCUCUUGAAUCAGACCAAUUUGAAAAGAUGAUCGAGAUCCUGGAUUCACAUUAUAUUCCUAACAAAACUGGACAAGAGAUAGUGGAUGUCCUGUCUAACCUCAGUAAAGUCAAACGUAUUGACAUGCUUGUCAUGUUUUUGGAUAAGAAACAUAUUCAAGCUCUUCAAAGACUCUUUGAGAAAUCCAAGGGAUCUGUAAAUAUUAAUCUACUAACAAGACUUUCCAAGAUUUACAGUGUCAAGCUGUAA